GGAACCACCCUUCAUAUAAGGAGUUAUAUAUGACCACCACCCUUGUAUGGAAAGUGAUCACCAGCCUUAAAACCAGCUAGACCCCAUUUUCGAUGAAAUUAUCUUCGUGUUCCCUCGUGUAGAUGCUGGCCCGUUGAGUGCUCUAGUAAUUAGACAUAGACGACAUGACGGACAAUACGCCGAAACAGGUACCAGCGGCGGCUGAUGCUGCCGACGUCAUAGCGCCCGUAGAAGAAACCACUGGGCAUGUUCACGCCGUCAGCUCGCGAGCAGAUAAAGCCGCCCAGUUUAUCGCCGAGCAUGGCGAGAUCACCUUCACGUAUGAAGAGGAGCGCGAGGUCCUCCGACGUAUCGACCUACGGAUUCUCCCUCUCAUCCUCGGCGCUUACUUCUUCCAGCAACUAGACAAGUCGUCCCUUUCAUACGUGUCUAUCUUCGGUAUUAUGGAAGAUGCCAAUCUUAAGUCGAUAGAAUACUCAUGGCUUGGAUCUAUCCUGUAUCUUGCGCAGCUCAUCUUCCAGCCUCUUGCUGCUUUUCUGCUGGUGAAGCUUCCUACUGGAAAAGUGAUUGGGACAGCAGUUAUCUGUUGGGGUACCUGUGCAGCAAUCAUGGCGUCUUGCACUAAUUUCGGCUCGCUCCUAGCCAUACGUUUCCUCCUGGGCUCGUUCGAAGCUAUGAUCGCCCCUUCGUGCUUAGCCGUGACACAGAUGUGGUGGAGGCGAUCUGAGCAAACGCUCCGUGCUUCGUACUGGAAUGCUAUGAAUGGCGUAACAUUCAUCGUUGGUAGUUUGGUAACGUAUGGCCUCGGCCAUGUCGCCAGUACGAAGAUAUAUCGCUACCAGACUAUCUUCAUCUUUUGCGGUGUUCUCACUGUCCUUUUUGGAAUCAACUUCCUCAUAUUCAUGCCCGACUCGCCCAUGGAGGCUAAGUAUCUGAGCGAACGCGAGCGUAGCAUUGCUGUCGAACGUUUGCGCGCUAACCAGAUGGGUGUCGCGAGUCGACAAUGGAAAUGGGAUCAUGUUAUGGAAACGUUUACGGAUUUUAAGACUUUAUUAUGGUUUAUCCUCAUUGUCGCAAUAUCAAUUGCAAGCGGAGGUAUUAGCACAUUUGGCAAUCUUAUCCUCAAGGACUUUGGCUUUACCAGCUUCAACGCAAUUCUCUUCAGUAUGCCGACGGGAGCAAUUCAGGUUGCCAUUAUUAUCGGAUCGGCCUGGAUCGCUACUAGGAUAGGACGAAAGGGAAUUGUUAUCACGGGCCUUAGCUGUCUCCCAACAAUCGGAACGAUCCUCAUGUUGACAGUGCCCCGAAACGAGAAGAACAAAGGAGUUCUAUUGCUAGGCUACUAUCUAGUUCAGUGCUUAGGAGCGAUUACUCCUAUGGUCUAUGCAUGGUCUGCGCAGAAUACAGGGGGUGAUACUAAGAAAAAGACCAGUUCGGCAAUGAUGUUUAUGGGAAUGUGUACAGGAAAUGUCAUUGGUCCCCUUUUAUACAACACAAAGGAUGCUCCAUUAUACCGCCCUGGUCUUAUCGCCAAUCUGGUCAUGUUUGUCACAGUUGGUAUUCUUGGGUUACUUAUUCCGAUGUACCUCAUGUUCUUGAAUAGAUGGCAUUCUAAGAAAAGGGAAGAGCUCGGAAAGCAGGGCAAUAUUAUCGACGAGUCUAUGGUGAGAAGAAAGGAUAUGCAGGGCAGUAAAGCCGUCGAGAUUGAGCAGAACGAGCAGGCCACCAGGAACAUUGAGGACGACAACGGCUUAAACGAUCUGCCAGAUCUAAAGAAUGAGGAUUUCAUCUAUGUAUAUUGACCUGGAUCUGCAAAUUUUCGUUAUAUGCCUAGAAUAUACAUGCAUCCUUGCGGCAGUUACCUUUUAGGAGCGUGUGCAAGGAAGGAAAUAUUGG
Molecule: messenger RNA, 1896 nt
Organism: Daldinia loculata
Lineage: Eukaryota; Fungi; Ascomycota; Sordariomycetes; Xylariales; Hypoxylaceae
Product: MFS general substrate transporter
Exons: 4
Coding region: 165-1802 (545 amino acids)
Biological process (GO): transmembrane transport
Cellular component (GO): membrane
Molecular function (GO): transmembrane transporter activity
Source: RefSeq, a predicted model, not a curated record